CUGUCCCCCGCACAGCAAGAGACUGAUACCAUAGAGAUGGAGGAGUCACAAGAGAGCAGAGCUCUCAGUGGGGGGUAGAUGAAGGUAUAAUAAUAAUGCGUACACACAGGGACUGUUAUGCACUCGGUUUUUCCACAGCAGGUGGUGUCAGCAAACUGAUGUUAUUAAUUAUUGGGAGGAAAAGGGGAUGUCUCUGUAAAUCAGUCUGUUGCCUGUCAGCAGAAUAUUUAGGAACUGCAGACUUCACACACACACCUCUGCCACACAGACUGUCUGCCAUCCAAUGACAUGGAUUUAUAAUAAUCUCUCCUUAUUUGAUUUUUAACCUUUCUGUGGAUAGUGACAACAACCAGAUAUAUAAACGAUACCUUGGGCAACAACAACAAAUGAUGUAGAGGUCAAACAGAGGUCAAAUGUUAGCCGUGCUACUGUAAACCUCUUAUAGCUUCACCAUGGGACAUGAAUUUUAAUAACAAGGUCACCUCAGUGACAGGAGAACCACAACACCAGCAUAUCCAAUAUAGAAUAUGAUGCUCCUAGUGCAUCAGUAUUAACAUGAUAUCUCAUUUCAGUGACAUUAAUUGCUCAAUUACUUUGGAAUUAUCAUUUUUUAGUACACCAUAGACACCAUACCAAUGCUUGCUCUUGUUCCUUAUACCUGGGUUACUGUUGGGCCAAUUCAAUCAGUAGUUUUGGAUCUGGUCACAUUUUUUUAAAGAAAAGAUAUCUAUUGAGUCUCCAUGGUUGCUUAUUUGUAUACACACUGGAUGAAAAAUAUUUAUUUUCCUGCAAAGUAACAUGAUUUUUCCAUGAGAGGUAGCUGGUAAUGCACACAAGAUAAACUCUAUCCAUAGUUCAGCGCAAAGUAAUAACGCCUAUAGUCUCCAUUAUCUCAACUGGCCAGUGACCAAUAAAAAGAGAGAGAGACAGAGAGAGAGAGGGGUGGUUGAACAGAAUCAUUGAGGCUGUUGGUAAAAUAAAUAAUCUCAGUCCUACAAAAAAAUGUGCCAUAUUCAUUUUCAUAAUUUGUGUCUCUUAAUUGUAACAUAAUCUGCCUUCUGAGCCGGAAAAGUUAGGACCCAUAGUUUAGCUGCUAAAGUGAUGACUUAGAUAUUCAUAUGCCUCAUCAUAGGUGCUUUAAUACUGUUUGUGUUGUAGUUUUAUUUAUGAAUCAGAUGUAGAGUACCAUAUUUUCAUACACACUGGGAUUUUUCUCUAAAAGGGUUUUCUUUUUCAGAAACUACAAACACUUACAGUAAGGUGCAGAAGAGACGCAGAAACAAAACCAUUUUCAAAAUCAUAAAUAUAAUGUAAAUAAUAGAUAAAUGGGGAGAAGUCACACAUCCUAAAGAUAUUCUAAGAAUAUUAAUGUUUCACUGUGCGGUUGCAUUCAGCAGAGAGAUUAGAAUUAAUCUAGAGAGAGAGAGAGAGAGAGAGAGAGAAAUAUCCCAGUCCCAUCUAAUCGGAUUAUGCGACUAUAGGUUAACAUGCGGGCUCCCUCCGCCCUACAUGGGACGGCCGUGUGCACAGCACUUUUACUCUCUGCUGUCGCUCCACUUUUUUCUCUCUCUCGAAUAACUGGAACUACAUCUCAACGCUUUUUCCUUUAGGGGUCCCACGAAAGAAGAGUUCACUUCGCGCGGCGUCCAGGUCUCACAUAUGCGUGAUGUCAAGAAAAUGACAAAUGGCAACUGCACGCGCAACAUGCUGAACUACAAGGCGUACAGCGUACCACGGGUCAAGGAGUUGGUGUACUUUAGGAUCCCAGAGGCCAUAUAAGUUACUUUUUUAAAUUUGUUUUAGGGCAAGUUACGGUAAGUUUGGUUCCGCUCUUGUCUGGAGAGACGAGCAGUCCCAUGCCCGCGCCCCGCGUGCCAGGCUGCACUCUGCCCCGAGGACAGUGCCCGAGGCUCGGGGGUUAGAUGGUGCUGAUCACGGACGACAGGGAUGGAGGAGGCGUCUCGUCGGUCCGGGUUAAACAGCUCCAUCAGCAGCACAAAGCCGGGGGAAACGCCACCAAAGUUGGGGGAAGCGUCACCCAGGUCCACCCGACUAUCGUCGAGAAGCCGCGGUCCAACUCUGACGACGAGCACUAUCUGGGCUCGUGUGAGGAGGAAGAGGAGGAGGACGACGCUGGGGAGGAAGACGACGAUGAAUUCGAAGAAGUUGACUUUGAGGACUUGGAGGACUGUCGGAGUAUCGCGUCGGACGACUCCUUCUACCCGCCGGAUGACGUGUUCGCGGACUCGGAGCGCACCCCUUCUCCGGAAAGCCCGCGGCCGCUGUCCUUUUUCCAGGCGUGCUGCUCCAACAACGCCGCUAUCGUCCGGAUAAUGAUGCGACAUGGCGUGAAGGAGGAGGAGGUGACGGAGAAGGAUAGGAAUAACAGGAUAGGGCUGCUGGUUGCAUGUUACCAAGGUUUUGUGGACGUCGUCAUAGCGCUGUCUCAGUGUCCGCAUCUGGACGUCAACUGGCAGGACAGCGAGGGAAACACAGCACUCAUCACAGCUGCUCAAGCAGGCCACAUAACAAUCACCAACUAUCUGCUGAACUACUACUCCGGGUUGGACAUCGAGAGGAGGAACUGCCACGGCUUCACCGCUCUGAUGAAAGCUGCCAUCCAGGGCAGGGUGGAAUGUGUGCGCUCGCUCAUGAUGGCAGGAGCUGCCCUGAAUGCCAGGGACCCCGGCCGCCACUUCACUGCCAGGGAGUGGGCCUUCUUUACGGGCCGUUAUGAAACUGCCUGGGUGAUGACGCGUCUGCAGGAACGGCCCUGCCCGCACCAGUUCUGUGAUACAUACAGUCUAGAGUGGCCCCCACUGGCAUCACUGGCGGCCAAAGCCCAGGAGCCCCGUGGCUGUCUGAAGCGUCUGUCUGACACAGUGCGGAACAUCUUCAACAUUUCGAAUGUCACCGACCCGGAGGACCAAGGGGUUAUCGACCACAUGGUUUCUAUAACAACUGCCAUGCGGAGCCCGGUCAUCGCUGUGGCAUGCCAUGCACUGUGUCCAGACAGCCUCCCAAGUGUGGGUAAACGGCGUUAUGCAGUCCCUGAGAUCAUCCGCCAGCAGCGUGCCAAGGAGCUCCGCUCCGUCAACCCCGACAGGGUGGACAGCCACCUCAAACUCUUCCAGAACUCCCGGGUCACUCUGGUGGCCAAGAACACAGCGGACCGCCGGGCCAGCCUUCAGCCCCAGAGCCUGCUGCCUGGACACAGGAGCUCCAGCCUGAGCACGGUGGCUUAUAACGAGGCCCUGGAGCUGCGGAGAACCAGCCUGCUGCCCAUGCACAUGGUGCUGAGGAGGAGCAGCGUCAGGCCGGGGUUCAGCAUUCCCAAAAUGAGGGUCUCCAAGGCCCCCAAGCCCACUUAUGAACCAGAGAAGAUACGGAGGAAGAGCAGCUGCAAAGAUGGAGGGGUGCAGCUGUUGCAACUACCAAAGUGGCGGUACAAGGAGCUAAAAGAAGAAAGGAGGAAAGCGGAGGAGGCCGAGAGGAGGAGGCUGGAGAUAGUAACCAAGAGACACCUGGCUGGGAAAAGGAAAUAAUAUUGCCUCAGAAGAUUCUUCAAAAGACUAUUACCUUUUAGAGAUUUGGCUAUUUUUCUACAAGUUCUGAACAACCAGAUGAGUUCCUAAAAGAGGACCAAAGACUGAAGGCUGCAAGGGGGGAUGCAGGUUGGCCUCUUUUAAAUGUCUGCCGCGGCUUUGACAGCAUUAAAUGCACAAUGUUCAUCGUCCUUUAUGAUGUCAAUCAGGGGUUUUGAUACUUGAAAUGUUUUUAAUUAACUUAUUUUUCAUAUUUAUUGUGUUUUGAUGGAUGGCCUAGUCUAUAUUCUAUUGCGUGUUCUAACAGUGAGUUCAACUGUUUUGGAGCAGAGGACAUUUAUUCACCCAAAGUCUCUCAAACUGUAACUACAGCAGAAGUGUGUUCAUCUUUUAUUAAAGGUGUUAUGGGAUGUCUUUGAAUUAUUCAGUGGAGAAUACCAAUAGGUGUAUCAUAUUGAAUGAGAAAGCUGAACAUAAGCUUAUAUAAAUAAUAAUAAUAAUAAUGGCAUUUGACAGCAAUAUUUUAGAUGCUUUUCGUUCUGCUUUAUAAUGACCCUUCCAUGAAUGUAUUUAUUUACAUAUACAUUUUAUAUUUGAGAUUUUCAUGCAUGAUGAGAAACCUUUUAUUUUUUAAUAAGAGCUAUGUUUUCUAGUCUUAAUGAUCCAGACCAAGACUGAAAUGUGAAGCACUCAUGUGAGGUGACACUUAACUCUCAAUGUUGACAUUGCAAAACCUCCUUCAUUGCACUGAAUGCAACUCUAAAAUUUGAAUUUGGUGUGUACACGGUAUGGAUGGCGUGAACAAAAUAAACACUUCUCCUAACGAUGGAUGCCAUUGA
Messenger RNA from Pseudoliparis swirei, 4384 nucleotides. It is a transcript of the gene ankrd33ba, whose product is annotated as ankyrin repeat domain 33ba. Gene Ontology annotation, molecular function: protein binding. The transcript is spliced from 6 exons. The record is from RefSeq and is a predicted model, not a curated record. Bases 1923 to 3545 code for a protein of 540 amino acids. Lineage: Eukaryota; Metazoa; Chordata; Actinopteri; Perciformes; Liparidae.